GGAAUAAAACAUAGGUAUUAAAAGAUCAUAAUUCCAAUAGAAAUUGAUAUCCAUAGAAGAAGAGGAAGGAAACGUUAAUCCAUAAAUCGACUAAUCAUCGAUUAGUUAGGUUAGAGUUCUCAAAACACACACCGGUGUUUGUAACAGCAAGGAAUGUCGAUGAACAUGGCACAGAAGUAUUCUUACCUCAAAAUUGCUAAUUAUUCAUAAACACAUUACAAAACAAGAGAUUGAGCCUUAAAUAUGGGAAAAUUUAAUGUCUUAUUAAUGUAUUAAUUAUACAUCGAGCUUAAUAGAUAAAGAAGCAACACACGUGUUACCACAAGCUUCCGCAUAACCUGUGUGUUAUGAAAUCUAUGAAGCUUCAAUCGCGGAGAUUUGAGGGCUGUAAUUUGAUUUAUGAAUAUGUUAUGAGAUAUUCUAGUAUCUCCGGUAUUUAAUUUUAUUGAAGUUUUGCUCUAGUAUCAAGAUGCCUACGGUAAUUGCACUGGAUGUUUCUCUGUCAAUGAGAAGAGUCUUGUUGAGCAAUGGAAUGAAUGACAGCCUACAAAAUGAACAAUUGACACGGCACAAUUUAGCAGUACACGGUAUAAACGCUCUGUUGCAUUAUUUGCAAGUUAAUUCAAAGCUGGAGUUUGUGUCAUUGAUUGUAUUUUCGUCGUUGUACGAAGUGAUUUGCCCUUUCACUCGGGACUACGACAGUAUACGCGCCAAAUUACAGACUAUCGAAGAACAAGACAAAACAUGUAUCGAAUCGGCAUUACGUGGUGUUAAUAAUGUAAUAAUGGCUGAGUGGGGUAAUACGACAGCUUGCCAAGUGAUAUUGAUUACAGAUGGUAAUCCUGGCAUAGGGCCUAUGUCUUUAGCCCAUUCUUUAAGUACUUUAAAUAACAUACUGGAUGUAAGUCCCUUUCCGUUACCUUUCCCAUAUCCGGGAAAGUUGAGCGUCGUUUGUAUUGCACCGCAACAAGAUGCUGCUUUGCAAAGAGGUUUACCUUUGUAUCAACGUUUAGUUGAUCUAGCUGGUGGUGAUAGCAUUAUAAUAGUCCCAGAAUCACCGCUUGGCAAAUACUCGGUCACAGCUUGCUUCCAGAAACUAGCUGAGACGAAUUACGUUUCUUUCCAAGGAUAUCUGAAAUGUGGCCAUUUAGGUUCCCGUAUUUCAUUGUCACCCGCACCUAUGCCUUACACCAAGAAGACUGACUUCGAAUUGGUCUCAGGUCUGGUAAUAUCGAAUACCAUAGAAAUCUGUGGAUUCAUAUCCGUAGGGGACGUCGGUAGCCCAAGCGCCAUUUCCCGGCACCUGGUAUUGCCGUUGCCGACGGAGAAGACCGCGAGUAUGCAAGGCAUAUCGUUGGAGGAAGAAUCUGACACCGACGAAACCGGCGACGAAGGAAAGAUUCCGUCCUUCUGCGUGUUGCUUCACGGAGCAUUGAAAGUGGAAAAUAUGGCGGCCCUCUGUUUGUUGAAUAACGACUGGUACGGCUUCAUAUACUCUUGGGCGGAUACCAAGAAGAAGUCCAACUUGAUGUUAACGGUGUUAGAACAGGGAUGCGACGUUAUACCAUGGUUAGGUACUUUCAGCAACUUAGGCCCGACGGACACCGCUGAGGCUGCCGGAGCUAGUUUCCCAGUUAGACCCACCGAGAAAAGAAGUUACACGCAGAAUUCACCCUCGUGGAUUCGUCAGGUCGGCUUGCAAUCCGACAUUCAGAAGAUAUUAAGACACGCGCGGAAAUUACCCGAGAAAACGCAGAAUUUCUACAAGGAGGUGAAUAGAUUACGACGCGCAGCUGCAUCGAUCGGAUUCGUCGAGUUGCUCGAAGGACUGGCAUGCAUCUUGGAACGAGAAUGCACGUUACUACCGCCGAAUCUGAAUCCCGAUUGCACGAUCCAAAUGGGACACGUGGCGUCGAUGAUCAGGAAACCGGAAUACCUCGAGCUUAGAUAUAAUAUUCCACCUGCACGGACGAAGUUCCAACACGGUGGAUCUUGAAUAACGACACAAGUCGCUCGUGUUAUUGCAUUUGUACCGAAUAUUGGACAUUUAUAUAGCGGAAAUAUAAUUUGUACAUGUUUUA
Messenger RNA from Dinoponera quadriceps, 2081 nucleotides. It is a transcript of the gene IntS14, whose product is annotated as von Willebrand factor A domain-containing protein 9. The record is from RefSeq and is a predicted model, not a curated record. NCBI's taxonomy places the organism in Eukaryota, Metazoa, Arthropoda, Insecta, Hymenoptera, Formicidae. The transcript is spliced from 6 exons. Gene Ontology annotation, cellular component: integrator complex. Gene Ontology annotation, biological process: snRNA 3'-end processing. The coding region runs from base 470 to 1996 and encodes 508 amino acids.